Messenger RNA from Pan troglodytes (chimpanzee), 7065 nucleotides. RefSeq lists its product as uncharacterized. Lineage: Eukaryota; Metazoa; Chordata; Mammalia; Primates; Hominidae. The record is from RefSeq and is a predicted model, not a curated record. The transcript has 2 exons. The coding region runs from base 1194 to 2165 and encodes 323 amino acids.
AGUUCAGUCCCCCCGUGGUGUGUGAGUGAGGUCAGUUCCCCUCAGCAUUGUGUGAGUUCAGUUCCCACCAACAGUGUCUGAGUUCAGUUUCUCUGUAUCCUCACUGAUUCCUGCUCCUCUUUCCUGACUUUGCUGUCCUGGCGGCUAUGUAGUGAUAUCUCACUGUGGUUGUAAGCAGCAUCCACUGAUGAAUAACACAGGAAGUUGGAACCAUUCAGGGAAGGGAACUUUGAGAAACACAGAUUAGCUAAGAGAACGCGGUACAGAGCCACUCAGAGAGAAGACAAAUGCGUCAUCACGACAAAGGCUUGACGCUGAUAGUAUGGUCAAGGCCCUUCUAGUGACAGAAGAGAGAGGGGAGAGCCAGCGGAAGGAGCCGCGUGCCUGGCGGGAGGCUCCUUGAGGACGAGAGAAGAUGAAAACUCGGGAAGGCAGCUCCCUAGGCAGGUCUUCCGUGAUAUGCAGGAACUAUCCUGGCUGGGAAUGUGACGGUGAGACGUGACACCGCAAAGGAUGGCAGCACGUGCACAAAUAAGGGUGAAGGUCAAGGGUGAGGUCUGGAAACGGGCUGGCGUGGCCGGGAGGGGGACUUCCUGGAGGAAGGUGCAGGGCAGGAAAUGGGAGCAGGGCCCCUGGAUGGGGCCGGAUCCGAGGGGAGGGCAGGCACCUAAACACUUCGAGUACCCAAUGGCGUGCCGCAUGACACUUGCUAUGACCUUGGCAUCAACACGGGACCCGGCUCGUGAUGGGCAAAGUGCACGAGGAUAAAAACGUUCCCCUGAGAUGUUAGGAGAAAAAAAAUUGGCCGGGCAUGGUGGCUCACACCUGUAAUCCCAGCACUUUUGGAGGCCGAGGGUGGUAGAUCACCUGAGGUCAGGAGUUUGAGACAGCCUGUCCAACAUGAGGAAACCCCGUUUCUACUAAAGAUACAAAAAUCAGCCAGGCAUGAUGGCACAUGCCUGAUGUAAUCCCAGCUACUCGGGAGGCUGAGCUACAAGAAUUGCUUCAACCCGGGAGGCAGAGGUUGCAGUGAGCCGAGAUCACACCGUUGCACUCCAGCCUGGGCGACAAGAGCAAAACUCCAUCUCAAAAAAAAAAAAAAAAAGAAAAAGCGGAAAAAAAGUCACAAGAACAGCUAAACAGCUCUAUGUGGCCCUGAGCCUGGCACUGCGGUAGCACUUGGUGAACGCUGGAUGAAUGUAGCACUUGGUGAACGCUGGAUGAAUGUAGCACUUGGUGAACGCUGGAUGAAUGUAGCACUUGGUGAACGCUGGAUGAAUGUAGCACUUGGUGAACGCUGGAUGAAUGUAGCACUUGGUGAACGCUGGAUGAAUGUAGCACUUGGUGAACGCUGGAUGAAUGUAGCACUUGGUGAACGCUGGAUGAAUGUAGCACUUGGUGAACGCUGGAUGAAUGUAGCACUUGGUGAACGCUGGAUGAAUGUAGCACUUGGUGAAGGCUGGAUGAAUGUAGCACUUGGUGAACGCUGGAUGAAUGUAGCACUUGGUGAACGCUGGAUGAAUGUAGCACUUGGUGAACGCUGGAUGAAUGUAGCACUUGGUGAACGCUGGAUGAAUGUAGCACUUGGUGAACGCUGGAUGAAUGUAGCACUUGGUGAACGCUGGAUGAAUGUAGCACUUGGUGAAGGCUGGAUGAAUGUAGCACUUGGUGAACGCUGGAUGAAUGUAGCACUUGGUGAACGCUGGAUGAAUGUAGCACUUGGUGAACGCUGGAUGAAUGUAGCACUUGGUGAACGCUGGAUGAAUGUAGCACUUGGUGAACGCUGGAUGAAUGUAGCACUUGGUGAACGCUGGAUGAAUGUUGCACUUGGUGAACGCUGGAUGAAUGUAGCACUUGGUGAACGCUGGAUGAAUGUAGCACUUGGUGAACGCUGGAUGAAUGUAGCACUUGGUGAACGCUGGAUGAAUGUAGCACUUGGUGAACGCUGGAUGAAUGUAGCACUUGGUGAACGCUGGAUGAAUGUAGCACUUGGUGAACGCUGGAUGAAUGUAGCACUUGGUGAAGGCUGGAUGAAUGUAGCACUUGGUGAAGGCUGGAUGAAUGUAGCACUUGGUGAACGCUGGAUGAAUGUAGCACUUGGUGAACGCUGGAUGAAUGUAGCACUUGGUGAACGCUGGAUGAAUGUAGCACUUGGUGAAGGCUAGAUGAAUGUAGCACUUGGUGAACGCUGGAUGAAUGUAGCACUUGGUGAACGCUGGAUGAAUGUAGCACUUGGUGAACGCUGGAUGAAUGUAGCACUUGGUGAACGCUGGAUGAAUGUAGCACUUGGUGAACGCUGGAUGAAUGUAGCACUUGGUGAACACUGGAUGAAUGUAGCACUUGGUGAACGCUGGAUGAAUGUAGCACUUGGUGAAUGCUAGAUGAAUGGCUUAAUGGGUCAGCAAAGGAAGCUCACCAGUUCUUCUUUUCCAUGAUGAAAAGGUAGUUUCCCCAUAUGGCCAUAGGCUCUCAAUGGGCAGGGAGCGAUGGAGACAGCUCAGCCUUUGAUUCUAGUCCUUAAAUGGAAGACAGCGUAUUGCAGAGACUCAGCCACAAAGAGAACUGAAUACGGUGUCUGAAAUUCUCCUUCUCCUGAAUUCUCAAUGUUGGUGUCUUUUCGCUUCUGAACAGCAUUCCGUGAGAGAACCACGACCCUGGGCCAAACGUGUAGGCUGUGGCUGGCUGUUUUGUUUUGUCGUGGUUUGUCUGGAUGCACAAAAAUGCUUAAGCUUUAAGUCUCUGAUAGUUUACAUUUUGUGAUGUAAGAACAAGAAAAAAAAACUUCCUCCAACCUAAUGCUCUCUGCAAACCAGAAACAAAGUAAACAAGCAAAACCUGCUCUGCUCAGCUUCCGUAAUUCCAAAUGUUUUAUAAGGGUGGCUGCAGCAUUGGCGGCUUGCUAUCUCCAGACUGUGGGCUGUCCCCCACAGCCAGGCCAUGACUCAGUCACCUCUUGCUCUCUCGGGGUGUCUGCCCACUGGAUUUGUCACAGAAUCAGAGGCCCAGUGACUGACCAAGGCUUGCCUGAGCAGGACAUGAAAGCCGCGCUGCUAGAAUCUAAGCUGGACUGCAGCAUAGGCCACGCGCUUUCCAUACUACCUGCCCUGUAACAUGACUGACGUUAGCUGCGGUGGGGCGAGGAGCGCCCUCUUGUGUCCUGAGUUUGAUCACCUCGUCAGACCACAAGUUGGAGGUGUGGGUUUCUGAAGUGACAACAUCCUCACUGAAAUUCUGCCCAUGCACUUUCUCUUCUCAUUUUGUUUCCACCCACCGUGACCUUUUUCCUCUUUUUCCACCCCAAAGGAAGAGAAAUGUCAAGAAAAUAACACUACAGAGCACAUAUGGAGGAAAGGCAGACGGUGCGAAGAUUGCAAUACCCGUGUUCCUCCAAGUUAUAAGAUGUCGAAAUAAGACAAGUGAUGGGUCCCACGUCCAACGUGGCUCGGCUAGAAGGUGCUUUCUGCUUUAAUAUGUGGGGAUUUCUGGCUGUCUCUGGACUCUGCCCAACAACAAGCCCUAAAAAGUGAACCCUGAUUCAGCUGUGAGGGCCUGAGGUCCAGCAGCUCUGCACUGUGGCUCUCUGGCCCCACCCACCCCAGCUUGUGACUGGUGAGUCACCCAGCCCAGCAGACACCAUCGUGCCCUCUGCAGAUGCACAAGCUGCUUCCCGCCUUGCUUUCCUCCCAGAGCUGUUUGCCAUAAAUGACCACACGUGUAAGAAAGCACAUUGCAUACUUCUAACAUUCGGUGUGAGCACCACGUGUACACAUAAACAAGUAUCCGUGCAUUUAUCUACAAAAUAGAAGUAGUCCAAGGACAUGGUACAGCUGUUAAAAGCCUUGAUAAAAUUGAAACACAGUAAUGGUGCUUCUGAAGUUUGCCAAAUUUCUAUGAUGAUGAAAAAGCUUUUAUCCCAGAUACAAAACCUUUGUUCUCAGCAUCAUCUAGUGACAAGUCGACGGGACUAGGCAUUAAGAGAUGGGAUGUGGAUUAAGUAGGAUCACUGGGUUUUGGUGAAAGACAUCGUUAUGAGUUGAAUUAUACCCCAUUCAAAAAAAAAGGUAUGUUGGGGACCUAACCACCCCCCAUACCUCGAAAUGUGACUUUAUUUGGAAAUAGGGUCUUGUCUAUUUCCAAAGAGGGAAUGAAGUUAAAUCAAAUUCAUAUGAGGUCAUGAGGGAGGAUCCUAAUUGAAUACAAUCAGUGUUCUUAUAAAAAGGGGAAACUGGGACACAGAGAGACACACACAGAGGAAGAACACCACGUGAGGACUGGAGCUCCACCACCCAGCCGAGGAGCCACUCAGCCCAGGGGCCACCCAGCCGAGGGGCCACCGGAGGCCAGAUCCAGGCCCAGCUGGGACAGACCCUCCCCUGGAGCCUUCAGGGGAGCUCAGCCCUGCGGACACCGGGAUCUCGGACUUCUGGCUUGGGAGAGAAGACAGUCCUAUUGUUUGUGGCACUUUGUUAUGGCAGCCCUAACAAACUGAUACAGACCCUAAAGCGAGAGUGGUGAACACAGUUCUGACUUUGAAGGUACCAAAGCCCACUUUUGCAUUCUGGUUCUGAUGCUUAUUGACGGUGGCACCACCUGAUUUCUUUGAGCUUCUUUUCUUUUCAUUUAUUUAUUUUUGAGAGGGAGUCUCACUCUGUCGCCCAGGCUGGAGUGGAGUGGCAUGAUCUCAGCUCACUGCAGCCUCUGCCUGCUGGGUUCAAGCGAUUCUCCUGCCUCAGCCUCCUGAGUAGAUGGGAGUACAGGCACCCGCCACCAUGCCCAGCUAUUUUUUUUUUUUUUGUAUUUUUAAUAGAGACAGGGUUUCACCCUGUUGGCCAGGCUGGUCUCGAACUCCUGACCUCAGGUGAUCCACCCGCCUCAGCCUCCCAAAGUGCUGGGAUUACCAGUGUGAGCCACUGCACCUGGCUUUAUUUUCUUUGUAAAAAGACAUAUGUAUCUAUAUGCACACACAGAUUACAGAUGCAGAUGUGGACAUAGAUGUAGCUAUGGACAUAGAUGUAUAAAGAUAUAGAUAUAGUAAUAUACUUUAGAUAUUUGUCCCCACCCAAAUCUCAUGUUGAGUUGUAAUCUGCAGUGUUGGAGAUGGGGUCUGGCGGGAGGGGUUUAGUUCUUGGGGGAAGAUCCCUCGUGGCUUCGUGCUGUCCUCACAAUGGUGAGUGAGUUCUCAGGAGGUCUGGUUGUUUAAGUGUGUGGCAGCUCCCCCAACCCACUCUCUCUCUCUCUGACUUCACCUCUGUCCAUGUGACACACCUGCUCCCGCUUCACCUUCUGCUAUGAGCAAAAGCUCCCUGAGGCCUCCCCAGAAGCAGAGCAGAUGCUGGUACGAUGUUUGCGCAGCAGGCAGAACCGUUAGCCAAUUCCACCUCUUUUCUUUGUAAAUGACCCAGUCUCAGGUAUUUCUUUAUAGCAAUGCAAGAAUGACUUAACAGAUAUAGACACAGCUGUGAUAUGGGUAUAGAUGUAGAUACAUAGAGAUAUGGGUAUGGGUAUAGAUAUUGAUAUGACUGUAGAUGUAGAUGUAGGUGUAGAUGUAGACACAGAUAAGGAUACAGACAUAUAAUUGGCGCACCUACCUGGGAUAACACAGAUAAAGAUGCUUCCUCUCUCUUCUCCUAGACCGGGAGCUCACGGGCAGCAAAGACCCCACAUUGCUUCCUGUGUCCAUCCCAGUGACACAGCUGCACCUAGGCACACAGCGGAUGUCCUUGAGCACCUGUCAGGAAGGCUGACACAGCCUAACCCCCUUGCUCACUCCUCCGACCUCCCACGUGAAUGGUACCCCACCAGCCACUAUGGUGAUGAACAACCCGAGGUCGGUGUCUGGCUGGAAGUUCCCUGGCCCUCAAAAAUUGUUUUAUGUAUGGAACAUAUGGUUUAAUGUUUAAAUUCUUUAAACUUGUCCGACAUAAUUGAGCUCACUGAUUAGCCCACAGCUAAGGAGUCCUUGCCAUUGUAUCUAUGUCCUUCUCUUUAUCUUGUUUCCAGCAGCCCCACCCUGCCCUGGCCUGAGCCCCCCACAUCCCCCUUGCUGCAAAAAUGAAUCAUUCCUCCUACUUUCCCCAGCCCUGCCCCAAUUCCAGGUCAGGCUUUUGUGCUCCAGAAAUCAUCUACGGGUUUUCCACAUGAUGCCCAUGACAAUUUAGCGUCUCUUACCAACAUCAGCAUCAAGAAGCUACAUAAAAUGCGUGGAUGUUAAAUCGACAGUGGAGCUCCUGGGUAGCUCCGUGCCCCAGAUUCGCUAAUCAGCCUGCAAACCAUUUGUACGCAGGCUUUUGUUUACAACAAGAGCUUACAUUUUAGCAUGAGGCAGAAAGACAAGAAAGUCUCACAGAUCUCAUCUAUUCUUCCUUUCAAUUACUUUGUAAUUCUACACUUCCAUUAAGAAGUUAAUUACUUCAACGUUAACCUUCCAUCUAUCUUUUUAACAUAAAACAAACAAAGAUUGGAUAAAAAUACAAGGACUUACUAAAAUGGCAAACGCUUAUAGAACACUUACGAGGUGGCAGGCGGGGUUUUCAGGGCUCCGCUCAUUGAGUAUAUUAACUGGGAUUCCCGUGAGGGCUGUGAGACAAACACGGGCAGUGCUCAAAACGCUUCACAGCCAGUUCAGCUCCACGUUGAUUGCUGAGUCGUGGAAACGUGCAAGGGGUCCCGGAGAGUCAACUCUUUACCAGCUGGCUUGGGAGUAUUCAAAUGUGUAACAACGGAACGCUGAUGUGCCGGGGUAUGUGGCCUGAAUCCCACCAGCCUCUGUGGCAGGAACAGCAUCAGCCCAUUUUACAGAGAAGGAAACUGAGGCCCAGAGACAGGAAGCGACAUUCCCAGGGCUCACAGACAGCAUGGGUGCAGAUGGACCAUGCAGUCUGGUUUCCACAGCUGAGCCAGUGGCCUCUGCACUAACUGUCUCAAUUCUGGGACUGGAAAUGGACUGUGUGUGUACGUUACAAUAUUGUUUUAACAACCAGAUACAUUUUCUGACUUCCUAUGAAAGCUUUCAAAAGCACAGAAAAAGUGAAAAAGAAAUAAGAUGAAUACUCAUGUACCAAACAA